This is a messenger RNA of Penicillium riverlandense, 3123 nucleotides long. Its product is annotated as cysteine--tRNA ligase. Lineage: Eukaryota; Fungi; Ascomycota; Eurotiomycetes; Eurotiales; Aspergillaceae. Gene Ontology annotation, biological process: cysteinyl-tRNA aminoacylation; carbohydrate metabolic process. The transcript has 6 exons. Gene Ontology annotation, molecular function: ATP binding; cysteine-tRNA ligase activity. Gene Ontology annotation, cellular component: cytoplasm. The coding region runs from base 1 to 3123 and encodes 1040 amino acids. The record is from RefSeq and is a predicted model, not a curated record.
AUGUCUGCGCGCCAGCAGCCGCCGUGGCGCCAACCGCCGUCGAAUCCAGACGCCAACCUCCCUCCCUUAAACGUGUGGAACUCUCUCACCAGGUCCAAAACCCCGUUUAUCCCAAUCGACCCAGCGGGCAAAAAGGUUAAUUGGUACGUGUGCGGACCGACGGUGUACGACGAUUCGCAUCUGGGCCACGCCAGGAACUAUGUGUCUACCGAUAUCAUUCGACGCAUCAUGCGCGACUACUUUAAGUUUGAUGUUCAUUUCGUUAUGAAUAUUACCGACGUGGAUGACAAGAUUAUUCUCCGCGGCAGACAACAGCAUCUAUUCAACGAAUUUACGGCGAUCAACCCCACCAUCUCCGCCACUGUUCUGGAUACCGCGAAAAGUGCAUACACCGCUUACCUAAAGAAAAACCUGCCUCUCCUCUCCCCCGAAGUGGCCCCGUCUCGCUAUCAAGAAGAAGUCGAAAAGGUGUACGCAGUCGUUCUGAAUGGUGGCGCAUUGCCCGGGAAUGAGAAGCCGGGGGACGAUGAGGCCAAGGUCAAGAUGCAUAUCAAGACGGCAGCGUCGGCCGCCAAGAUGAUUGCGCAGGCGGGAAGUCUUGGUGACUCAACCGACGCCGCUGCGUUCGCCACGUCUUUCUAUUCCGGGACGCAGGAUAUCUUGCUCCCUUACUUGGAUGCUCUGAAGGGCGCCUCGAUAGACGCGAACGACCACAGUAUCUUCACCAAGUUGACGAAGAAAUACGAAGCAAGCUUCACGAAGGACAUGCGCGACCUGAACGUUCUGGACCCAGACGAGCUGACUCGCGUAACGGAGUAUGGUGAUGAGAUCGCUGAUUUCGUGGAGCGCAUCGUGAAGAACAAGUUUGGAUAUGUCACGGCUGAUGGAUCGGUAUAUUUCGAUAUCGAAGCCUUCGAAGCGGCGGGUCAUCCAUACGCGCGGCUUGAGCCGUGGAGCCGUUCCGACAACAAGCUAGCCGCGGAGGGUGAGGGUGCAUUGGCCAGUAAGACUACCGAAAAGCGCGGAGCUUCUGAUUUUGCGCUCUGGAAGUCGUCAAAGCCGGGGGAGCCGAGCUGGUCUAGCUCCUGGGGCAAGGGCCGUCCCGGUUGGCAUAUUGAAUGCUCGGCCAUGGCCUCAGCCCGACUGGGCAAGCAGAUGGAUAUCCACUCUGGAGGCAUUGACCUUGCAUUCCCGCAUCACGAUAAUGAAUUGGCUCAGAGCGAGGCUUACUGGGAUGAUCAUAGCCACUCGCACAACCAGUGGGUCAACUAUUUCUUGCACAUGGGUCACUUGUCCAUUCAAGGGUCUAAGAUGUCCAAGUCCUUGAAGAACUUCACUACUAUUCGCGAGGCUCUUGGGCGAAACGAUUGGACAUCGCGCAGUCUGCGGAUUGUGUUCCUUCUAGGCGGCUGGAGAGAUGGCGUUGAAAUCACAGAGGAGCUGGUGAACUUUGGCAACUCGUGGGAGGAUAAGGUGAACAAUUUCUUCCUGAAAGUGAGGGAUCUUGAAGCCCUUCAGGGACACGCAUCCGACACCGAAAGCACCCUUGCUGCGGAUUUGAAAGCAGCCCAGAAGGCUGUGUACGAUCAGCUCUGCGAUUCGUUCAAUACUCCCGCUGCGAUGCAAUCGAUCUCAGAGUUGAUCACAAAGUACAACUCUGCCGAUAAGUCCGCCUUGAACCCAAAGGAUGUGGAGGCUACUGCUCGGUGGGUGACGUCGAUGGUCAACAUCUUUGGCCUCAAUGGUACCGCAGCUGCGGACAGCCCCGAGAUUGGUUGGUCGGGCAUCGAUGUCCCCGAAGAGGCUAAGCCUUUCCUCUACCCGCUUUCUUCCAUGCGCGACACCUUGCGACUUGCCGCGCGCGAUAAAGCCGGCAUUAGCCCCAAGGAAAUCGAGGAGGUUCUCGCCCGUGAGUCUGCACCUACAGCUGCAGCCGAGUCCGAGUCCGCGAAACCCUACGCGGCCGUCUAUUCCAACUUCCGUAAGGACGUCAGUGCCCUGCAAUCAUCCGACUCUAUCGGCAAAGAAGUCCUCGCCCUGUGCGAUCGUGUACGAAACAUCGACCUCUUCGAUCUAGGCGUCUACCUCGAAGACCGCGAUAACCUCCCCGCCCUAGUCCGGCCAGUGACCCGCGAGAUGCUCCAAGCCCGCGAGGAAAAGGCCGCACGAGCCCGCCAAAAGCAACUGGAGAAACAGAAGCAAGAGCAGGAGGCCCUCAAGCGGCUGGAGAAGGGCAAGCUGAGCCACCUCGAGAUGUUCAGGACGAAUGAGUACAGCGCGUGGGACACGGAUGGUAUUCCGACGCGCGAUGCUGCUGGUGAGGAGAUCACUAAGAGCCGGGCGAAGAAGCUGCGCAAGGAUUGGGACAAGCAGAAGAAGGCGCAUGAGGCGUGGUUGGCUACUGUGGGUAUGUCCAAGCAUAUCGAUGGCCGCGUCCAUGUGCAGACGAACCCAUACUACUCAUAUUCAUCUGAGAAGACAGUCGUCAAUGCCCUGCGAAUUAUCCAGCUAUUUCAACACAUCCAGCCCGGCUUUGACGUCUCCCGCAUUGCCAUCAAGAUCCCCAGCACCUGGGAAGGCAUGAUGGCAUGCCGCACCCUCGAGCUAGCAGGCGUGCGCACGCUAGCAACCACUUUAUUCAGCAUGGCGCAGGCAGUGCUAGCAGCUGAAGUGGGCUGCACGUAUAUUGCACCUUAUGUAAACGAGCUGAAGGUCCAAUUUGACACGAGUCUGGUCGACAGGGCAAAACUGCUUCCGCUCUGUGUUGCUAUUCAGCAGUACUACAAAUACAUAAAUGCAACCACAAAGGUCCUACCAGCGAGCCUGACAUCGACAGCGGAGAUCUACUCUCUCGCUGGCGUAGACCAUCUCACCAUCGCCCCGCAUCUCCUCGCGCAAUUGACAGAGCCUGCGCCCACUAGUACCAAGUCGUUAUUCGACGAGGCACCUACAGUGCCCAUUCCGGAGCCCGGAACGUCAUUUCUUAAUGAUCCUGCCAAAUUUCAAAUUGUAUUCGUCCGGGACUUGGGUGGGGCGAGUCAUAUCAAGUUGACCGAGGCUAUCAAUAUUUUCUGUGAUUUCCAGGUUCAGUUGGAGCAGCUUAUGAAAGCUGCGGCCGCGUAA